Molecule: messenger RNA, 1530 nt
Organism: Microtus ochrogaster (prairie vole)
Lineage: Eukaryota; Metazoa; Chordata; Mammalia; Rodentia; Cricetidae
Gene: Hspbap1
Product: HSPB1 associated protein 1
Source: RefSeq, a predicted model, not a curated record
UCCUUCCUGUGUGGAGCAGAUCCUGGCAGCAGGCACAUCUGACCCGGUGCUAGCUCCAUCCUUGGCGCGGUAUCCAUGGCAACAGACUGCGAGGGGUGCGCGCCUGGUACCCAGGCAGCUAUAACUGUGGCGGAGGAAGGUGAACGUGUCAAACCUUUCACGCCAGAAAAAGCAAAAGAAAUUAUAAUGUCUCUACAGCAGCCUGCAAUCUUCUGUAACAUGGUUUUUGAUUGGCCAGCACAACACUGGACUGCAAAACACCUUUCCGAGGUCCUGCAGGGCAAGCAGAUACGGUUUCGAAUGGGCCUGAGAAGUACAGAUACAGUUCCUCAGUUUGAAACUGCAUGUAGUUAUGUGGACGCUACACUUGAGGAGUUUCUGGCCUGGAACUGUGACCAGUCUAGUGUCUCCGGACCAUUUAAAGAUUAUGACCAUUCCAAAUUCUGGGCUUAUGCUGACUAUAAAUAUUUUGUCAAUCUGUUUGAAGGCAAGACAGAUGUUUUCCAGGAGGUGAUGUGGUCUGACUUUGGGUUUCCUGGAAGAGAUGGACAGGAAAGUACAUUGUGGAUCGGCUCCCUGGGAGCCCAUACUCCUUGCCAUCUGGACUCCUAUGGCUGCAACUUAGUAUUCCAGGUACAAGGAAGGAAAAGAUGGCAUCUCUUUCCUCCUGAAGAUACGCCUUCCCUUUAUCCAACCAGAAUUCCUUACGAAGAGUCUAGUGUGUUCAGUAAAAUCAAUGUUGUCAACCCUGACUUUAAGCGUUUUCCUCGGUUCCAGAAAGCUCGGAGACAUACGGUCACGCUGAGCCCAGGACAGGUUCUGUUUGUUCCCAGACACUGGUGGCAUUAUGUGGAAUCCAUUGAUCCUAUCACUGUCAGUAUAAACUCCUGGAUUGAGCUGGAAGAGGACCACCUAGCGCGGGUGGAAGAGGCAAUCACCCGCAUGCUCGUGUGUGCCCUGAAGACUGCAGAAGAUCCGCACCACCCUAGAGCCUGGCUGAACCCCACUGAGGUUGAAGAAACAUCUCAUGAAGUGAAUUGCUGCUACUUAAAUGAUGCUGUUUGUGCUUUUUUUGCUCACUGUGGAAAAGCUAAAGAAGUAGAAAUGCAGGCAUUGAGAGCAAACGGGGAGAACUGGAGGAAGGAAGAGCCAAUGGGGCAGGAUCACAUGGAAGCCGAACAGGCACACAGCCAGAGCUUUACAGCAGCACGGACUGAGAAACAGGAGGUCACAUGUCUGUUUGGCCCAGAUCUGGUCGCUGUGACACCCGCAUCAGACGAUCCACCUUCGGAGAAAGGAGGCGCAUUGGAAAAUGACAGCAAAGAAUGUAUCGACAGAGAUGGAGAACACGCUGCAGAAGUAUCCUGUGCCAGGAGAGGGGCAAGCACAGUGGUGGGGCAGGUCGCCUCAAGGUGCCCUGUGGCACCAUCACGGACAUCCGUGUCCACAGAUGACUUGCUGGACUGCCUAGUGAAUCCACAAGUGACGAGGUUAGUGGCCCAGCUUUUGAUACAAGGAAAAAGUUUGUGA